Messenger RNA from Drosophila teissieri, 1692 nucleotides. It is a transcript of the gene GatA, whose product is annotated as glutamyl-tRNA(Gln) amidotransferase subunit A, mitochondrial. The record is from RefSeq and is a predicted model, not a curated record. Gene Ontology annotation, biological process: glutaminyl-tRNAGln biosynthesis via transamidation; mitochondrial translation. Gene Ontology annotation, cellular component: mitochondrion; glutamyl-tRNA(Gln) amidotransferase complex. The transcript is spliced from 4 exons. Gene Ontology annotation, molecular function: glutaminyl-tRNA synthase (glutamine-hydrolyzing) activity. Bases 125 to 1651 code for a protein of 508 amino acids. NCBI's taxonomy places the organism in Eukaryota, Metazoa, Arthropoda, Insecta, Diptera, Drosophilidae.
CAAAAAUACCAGAUAAGCUUGCCAUUCUUGAAACUUAAAUUUAUUUGUUAUGAUUUCUUCCGCGGAUUGCUCUCCGAAAAUUUGGUGAAUUAGUUGGAAUAAAGCUGAUUUCAAGCUGAAAAGUAUGCGGCGUCAUUUACAGUGGAGUAUAAAACAACUAACGGCCAGUUAUUCGGAUGGUCAGCUGUCUCCUCGCCGGGUGACUGAAGAAGCUCUGCAAGAUGCCCUUAGGUGGAAGACCCUAAAUGCCUUUGUGCGCCUCACGCCGGAACAGGCGGCCCAGCAGGCCCAGGAAUCGGAGGAGCGCUAUAAGCUAAGGCAACCGAUUAGUGAUCUUGAUGGAGUCACCAUUGCCAUAAAGGACAACUUUUGCACCAAAGAUGUUCACACCACCUGUGCUUCUAGGAUGCUCGAAGACUUUGUGCCGCCCUACGAUGCAACUGUGUGCUCCCGACUUAAGCAAGCCGGCGCUGUAGUCCUGGGAAAGACCAAUAUGGAUCAAUUUGCCAUGGGCGCCGGCACAGUAGACUCUCUGUUCGGACCGACUAAGAACAUCUGGAGCGAAGACCUUGACAAGGAUCACUGGCGCAUCGCGGGCGGAAGUUCCGGAGGCUCUGCAUCCGCCGUGGCCGCGGGUCUUUGUUAUGCAGCAAUUGGUUCGGACACAGGCGGCUCCACUCGAAACCCGGCCUCAUACUGCGGUGUAGUGGGCCUAAAACCUACCUACGGCCUCGUCUCCCGCCAUGGACUCAUCCCACUAGUCAAUUCCAUGGACGUGCCCGGCAUUUUCGCCCGCUCCGUUAGCGAUUGCGUAGCGGUACUGAAUACAGUGGCAGGGCAGGAUCAACUGGACUCUACAACGAUCAGGAAACCUUUCAUCAGGCUGAAUCUGCCGGAAGUCGGGCAAAUUGACCUGAGCACUGUGCGCAUAGGAAUACCAAAAGAAUACCAUUGCCACGGUCUUUCCGCCGAAGUUCUGGAAACGUGGUCUAAGGUGGCCGAUCUCCUGGAGUGUAGCGGUGCAUCCGUCAGACAGGUUUCCUUGCCCAAUACGGCAUCAAGUAUAUUCGUGUACUCCAUUCUUAAUCAGUGCGAGGUGGCCAGCAACAUGGCAAGGUACGAUGGAAUCGAGUACGGCCAUCGGGCAUCAGACGAGCGCAGCACGGAGCAGUUGUAUGCCCUUUCCAGGGCCGAGGGAUUCAACGAGGUGGUGAAGACACGCAUUCUUACGGGAAACUUUCUGCUGCUGAAAAAGAACUAUGACCACUACUUUGAGAAGGCAUUGCGGGUGCGCCGCCUUAUUGCAGAGGACUUUGCUAAAGUGUUUGAUUCUUCGGCCCAAGAAGAACGCGUGGAUAUCCUACUUACACCGACCACUCUUACGGAGGCUCCGCUGUACAAGGACUUCGCCUCCCUGACCAACAGAGACCAGUGUGCCGUUCAGGACUUUUGCACUCAGCCCGCCAACAUGGCUGGGAUUCCCGCCGUGUCUAUACCCAUUCGUCUGUCCCGGGCAGGAUUGCCCUUGAGCCUUCAGCUGAUGAGCAACAGCCUCAACGAGCAGUUACUGCUUACUGUGGCACGAUGGAUAGAGGCGCAGGUGGAAUUCGACAGCCUGGAGCACACCCAAGAGUAUAAAAACAGUUUAUAAAACUUUGAAUAAAUCCUGUUUAAUUGUUAAGAGGGUUUCCU